Amphiprion ocellaris (clown anemonefish) is the source of this 5205-nucleotide messenger RNA. RefSeq names its product intermediate filament family orphan 1b (gene iffo1b). The record is from RefSeq and is a predicted model, not a curated record. NCBI's taxonomy places the organism in Eukaryota, Metazoa, Chordata, Actinopteri, Pomacentridae. The transcript is spliced from 9 exons. Bases 331 to 2172 code for a protein of 613 amino acids.
CGGGUCUUUACGGUACCAGCUGGUCCAACCCGCAGCUCCUCCUGCGGUUCUUCUGGUGCCAGAAGCUCAGUGACGCGGUGGUUCCGAUUCUGUCUGAUUCAUUCUCAGCUCUGCGGCUUUUCUCCCUUUAUUUGCGUUUAUUUUUGCAGAACAUCCUCCCGGUUCCUCCUCCCCCGCCUGCAGCGGCUCAUCUCCGGGAUCAGUCUCCACCAUCAGCCGCUGACCGGAGCUUUAGAUCAGAUUAGAGCCGUUAUAUAAUCCGGUCUGGGGAGCUGGAGGUUCGGUUCGGUGUCUGAGUUCUGCUGUAGAGAGACCAGUCCGUCCGGGUUCAUGCCAGAUCUGCAGCGCUUCAGUUUUCCGUACCAGAUGAAUCCUUUGUUGGGGGGCUCCAACCUCCAGCCGCCGCAGCAGAUCCAGACUCACCCGGACUCCCCCUCCGGCCUCCUGCCGGACCCGGUGUUCGGAGCAGCGGACCCGGCUUCCUUCCUGCUGUCCGAGCAGCCGGGCUCCGGGCCGGACCAGGCCGACUUCCCCGGACCUCCAGGCUUCCUCCACCUCCCCGGCAGCGGCUUCCCGCAGCGCGCCGCGCCGCACCCCCCCGCCGCCAUGGCGCUGCGGAACGACCUGGGCUCCAACAUCAGCGUCCUGAAGACCCUCAACCUGCGGUUCCGCUGCUUCCUGGCCAAAGUGCACGAACUGGAGCGCCGGAACAAGGUUCUGGAGAAGCAGCUGCAGCAGGCUCUGGAGGCCCAGCAGGCCGCUCCGGGGGGCGGCGACGGCGGCGGGACGCGCAGCCAAGAGGCCGCCGUGCAGACCGGCUUCGUGGGCACCAUCCCGCUGCGGCCCGGUUCUCUGCCCUUCCACAACACCAACAACUCCGCCCGCAGGCCCACCUCCCUGUUCCCGUCCAGCACCGGCCUCCCCUCCUCUGAAGGCUCCGGUUCGGCCCAGACCUCCCACCCCACCAUCACCGUCAGCCAGGCCUCCCCCUGCCCGGACUCUCCGGGACCCAAACCGGUCUCCAGCGGCACCAACCCCCCGCCCCGCUUCCUCCCCGGAACCAUCUGGUCCUACAACCACAGCCGCAAGUUCGGGCCCGGAUCGGAGCGUGUGACCAGCCCCGGGGUGUCCUGGGUCCAUCCGGACGGGGUCGGGGUCCAGAUCGACACCAUCACACCCGAGAUCAGAGCUCUGUACAACGUCCUGGCCAAAGUGAAGAGGGAGAGGGACGAGUUCAAGAGGAGGUGGGAAGAAGAAUACACGAUGAGGAUGGACCUGCAGCAGAAGAUCACAGACCUUCAGGAGGACCUCCAGGAGAGCGAGGGCUGUCAGGAUGAACUGGCUCUCAGAGUCCAGCAGCUGAAGGCUGAGCUGGUUCUGUUCAAAGGCCUCAUGAGCAACAACCUGUCAGAACUGGACAGUAAGAUCCAGGAGAAGGCCAUGAAGGUGGACAUGGACAUCUGCAGGAGGAUCGACAUCACGGCUCGGCUGUGCGACGUGGCCCAGCAGAGGAACUGUGAGGACGUGAUCCAGAUGUACCAGGUUCCCAACAACCAGCCGACCCUGAACUGCCGGCGGAAACAGACGCCGCUGUCCUUCAACGGCAGCGAGUGCGACGACACCGUCAGCACCUCGGAGAGCGACGGCGGAUUGGCCAGAGACGACGAACACGGAGGCUCGUCGGCCAAUCAGAUCAACGAGGAGAUGCAGAGGAUGUUAAACCAGCUGCGUGAGUGUGAGUUCGAGGACGACUGCGACAGUCUUGCCUGGGAGGAGACCGAAGAGACGCUGCUGCUGUGGGAGGAUUUCCCAGGAUGCACUCUGCCUCCAGACCCCGCCCACCCACCUGGAGAGCAGGACGACUGUCUGGAAAAGGUGAUUAAUGACACCGAGUGUCUGUUCAAGUCCAGAGAGAAAGAAUACCAGGAGACCAUCGACCAGAUCGAGCUGGAGCUGGCCACAGCGAAGAGCGACAUGAACCGUCACCUGCACGAGUACAUGGAGAUGUGCUCCAUGAAACGAGGUCUGGACGUUCAGAUGGAGACCUGCAGGAGGCUCAUCACUCAGAGCGGAGACAGUAACUCUGCAGCUCCUGCAGCUUCUGACGACGGCGACCAGAAAGAAAGCGAUAAAUCUUCAUCAUCUCCACCCUCGUCUUCACCCAGAUCUUGACACCUGGCUGUGGUCACGUGACCGCGGCGGCGUCCAGCUGCAGUACCACACGACGCAAUACACACCCCGUAACUAUGGCAACACUACAUUUACAUCUAUUUAUUUAGUCAUUUAUUGAUGGAAAAACAGCAAAAUCUUGUGAUAAAUGGAGAGUUUUAGGAGAUUUAGGAGACAUAGUUUGUCAGGAAAGUUUAGUCUGAGUUAUUCACUCUACACACCAUAAUAAUAAUAAUAAUAAUAAUAAUAAUAAUAAUAAUAAUAAAUAUUCUUCAGAUAUUCUGCUGUCAGAGUCACUCCUCACACAUUUCCAGUCCUUCUACUGGUCAACACAAAGCAGAUCAGACGGUCGUCUGGAGUUGACGUGAUAAAUAUGAGCUUCACCAGUGGAUCUGGAUUCAACCCUCAUGUUGUCUUAGGGUCAGAAAUGACCCGACCACUAUGUUUAAAGCAGAGAAAAGCCCCUAAAUUACCCUUUUUUCAACUUCAAAUUUGAUGACUUUUCCUAAAGUAACUCCACUGUUAGAAAAAGUAAAGCUGAAGCCGUGAGUGUAGUUUUUAAGUUUCAGGAACCAGCAGGUCAUAGAUCAGAUUUUUUCGGACAUCCAGGAGAUAAAACAGUAAAACAAAUGCACACAAACUUGCAUACUGUCCUAAAUAAGCUAAUUAGAAUUUAAUAUGUUCUUUAUAUUUCUGUUGUGCAUCUAUGGCUGUUUUAUUCUUAUUACUGAGGAGAGAAGACUAGUAUUUCGUAGUUGAAUUCCAUUGUGCAGCAUACAGAACUAUUGGCGUUUCCCUUCAGAAAAUGCAUUUCAAGCUACUUUCUGCAAGUUUCUGGUACUUUCUUAGAAUAUACAAGUACUGUGUUUUGCUCAACAAAUACUGUUUACACCUAUGCAGUACUUUUAGCAGCAAUAAUAGUGAGAUUAAACCUCUACUUUAGUAAAGAAAAAGGUUAAAACGAGUGGUGUCCACUGAUGAAAUACAGUCUUUAUGGCCUCUACAGAGGGAAAAACCCAGACAUUCACCAAGUGUGUGAUGCCUGACAGGUUGUUUCUUCAUGUAAAAUAGAUUUUGGGUUGGCUUUAUUUUAGAGGCUCAGUGGAGGCGGCUCAUUUUAGACCCUCAGGAUGAGGGGAGUGUUCAGAACGUUAAGACAACACGAGGGUUAAACAUGAUGAAUCUUCACAUAAUAAGAUGUCAGGAUUCAGCGUUUUACUGCCUCAAAGCUGCACCAUCGGUUUGCUUUCCAUCUGCAGGACGAAGAAUUCAAUCAUCAAACCUUCAGUCAGAAAUAAAUCCAAACAUUUGGGCUUAAUGGGACAGAAAAAGCACCAGAACUGUUAUUUCUGUAGGAUAGAAAUGAAACACCUCCGGCAAGUUAACGUCUUAUUUUAAGAUGUUAAAGGUUAAGUUAUUUGUGUGCAAUGAUGUGCUAAAAGCUAAAAACGUCUUCUGAUAACACACGGUGUGACUCGGUGUGUUAUUAACUGACUUCCUGCUUGUCUUAUAUUGAAACUACUGAAAAAAGCAGGUUUUGGUCUCCUUCUAGUUAAUUAUAAACUGUGAAUUCCCUCCGUCAGACGUACAUUUACCUUCAUUCUGACGAAGGCGCUCAUAUUUCCAGUGCAGUCGCAGCAGAUUUUAAUAUUUAUGACGCUAAAUAACCUGAUGAACGUUUCAAAGGGAACGUGGGAGCAGCAACAAGUGAAUUUAUCAACAUCUGCAGCAGGAAACAGCUGAGGAUCAGAUGAGCUCAGCGGCAGUCGGAUGCAUGGUAGUUUUCAGGUUUAAGUUUGGAGGAAAAGAUGAACUUCUGAGAGUCUGUAGAAGCUGUUAGUGAUAGUUUAGAGAAACUGCAUGAGUGAGCAGAACGGGCCACGAGAAAUACAAAUAAUUUAGCCGUUGAGUGCCAAAACAAAGCAGAAAGGUCAGAGAGUGAACAAAAAGACUGAAUCUAGCUGCCGAAGCUCUUCCUCUUGGUGCUUAAUGUAUAUAAUGAACCUAUUUUUGAGCCUGUUAGAAGGAAGCAAAGUGUAGAAUAGGAAGCAAUCAGCACCGUUGUUACCAUAGCAACCGAACAGAACAUGCUGGAGACAGACACUUUUCGUCUUCUGCUCCGUCUUACACGCUGCAUUUGACACAGACCUCGUUUUAUUUCUGUGUUUCUGGACACAUUAAACCACAAACUGCUGCAGGAAACUCUGCAGGGUUUCGUCUCCGUUUCUAAAUGUAGUUCUGCUGUAGUUUCUGCCGUCAGGUUCUUUCUCGUUCCAGUAAAAUGAGGAGGAUUUGAAGCAUGUCGGACUCUGACGGAGACCUUAAAACACCGUUUGCUUUAGUUUUGUGUUCCUUCCACACACUGAGUGAGUCUAUGUAUGCAUGUGUCAGUGUGUGAAGUUCUGGGUGUUUUGUCUGUACGGUGUUUUUAAAAAGGCUUUAACUGGUGCAGACGCACAACAUGGAACAGAACAAUGAGAUUCUGCUUGACUUCAAUCAGUGACAUUUGAGCCAAAAUGGAUAAAUCAAGAUGAUAAUGGAGGUUUUUUUCCAUUGGUACUUUUCUUUCUGAGUGUUUGUGGCGGGCCGAGUAAAGUCAGUUUAAAAAUACCUUCAGACUACUGAAAUGCAAAUGCUUUAGCGAAAUGACGCCGAUGGCUUUGACUUUAUCUGUGUAAAGGAAAUAUAGCUUUGAAUAUAUACUUGUGUUUAAAGACUGCAGAAGACUGACCUCGGUCACACACCUGAAAAGAAAACCGCAAAAGCUUUGAAUUAACACAACGACCCGACGCUCUAUUUAGCUUCUCAAAGGAAAUUAUGGCAGUUAAGAACAAAAAAAAGUCUUUUUUUGGUAUUUCUAGAGGAGAAAGACUGAAAAUAUUCAAUUUGUCACACAUGAAUUUGGCAUUUUGCCGGUUGUUGAUCCAGAUGUGUCCCGCUGCAGCUUUGAACUUGAAGAUUAGUGACUGAACAGCUUCACUGCAGAGCUUCAGUGUGUAACGAGAGAGAAGAAUGAAUAAAAGAUGCAACUGAGAA